This is a messenger RNA of Manis pentadactyla (Chinese pangolin), 1391 nucleotides long. RefSeq names its product gap junction beta-5 protein-like. The transcript has 2 exons. The record is from RefSeq and is a predicted model, not a curated record. The coding region runs from base 128 to 1009 and encodes 293 amino acids. Gene Ontology annotation, cellular component: connexin complex. NCBI's taxonomy places the organism in Eukaryota, Metazoa, Chordata, Mammalia, Pholidota, Manidae. Gene Ontology annotation, biological process: cell communication.
CUCAGGAUGGACCUACGGUUCUCCCCUGAGAGGUGCCAGCAUUCUGGGCUCAGCACCCUGGAAGGAGUGGGCCUCCAAGUUUCCUGGGCCUCCUCAGAGGCAGUCGGGGGAGGCUGGGGCCCAGCCAAUGGCAGUGCCAGGCGCAGUGCCUCCUCCUCCCAGGCCAGCGGCACACGCAGGCUGCUGCCUGCUCUGCAGGCUCCGUCCCAGGAACAGGCUUCCCCAAACACCCUCCCCAGUCCCGACAGGAGUUCCAGCUGAGUCCAACGGCUGGCUGUCAGGAGCUGGUACCCGGAGAGCCCUGAGGGGUGGCCACUCAGCCGAGCGUGUGUGGAGUGACGACCACAAGGAUUUCGACUGCAACACCCGCCAGCCGGGCUGCUCCAACGUCUGCUUCGAUGAGUUCUUCCCUGUGUCCCACGUGCGCCUCUGGGCCCUGCAGCUCAUCCUGGUCACGUGCCCCUCACUGCUCGUGGUCAUGCAUGUGGCCUACCGGGAGGCUCGGGAGAAGAAGCACCGGGAGGCAGAGGGGGAGGGUGGCGGGUGCCUCUACCUGAACCCCGGCAAGAAGCAAGGGGGGUGGCUCUGGUGGACGUAUGUCUGCAGCCUUGUGGUCAAGGCUGGUGUGGAUGCUGCCUUCCUCUACAUGUUCCACUCCUUCUACCCCCGAUGCACCCUCCCUCGUGUGGUCACGUGCCACGCAGCUUCAUGUCCCGGUGUGGUGGACUGCUUCAUCUCCAGGCCCACGGAGAAGAAUAUCUUCACUCUCUUCAUGGUGGCCACGGCUGCCAUUUGCAUCCUGCUCAGCCUCAUGGAGCUGACCUACCUGGUGAGCAAGAGGUGCCUCGAGUGCCUGGCAGUGAGGAAGACCCAGAUCACAGGCAUGGGCCAGCACCCAAGCUGGGCCACCUCUUCCUGCAAACAGGACGACCUCCUCUCAGGUGACCUCAUUUUCUGGACUCAGAUGCUCCACCUCCUCUCUUACCAGACCACCCUCGAGACCAUGUGAAGAAAACCGUCCUGUGAGGUGCUGCCUGCCUGGGUCAGGCCUGGGUUGGAAAACCCCCACAUUUCAUAGGUGCAGCCUUGGGGCCAGAGGAGCUGAGCCUCAAGUGGGACAGACAAGAGGGAGGGUCAGAUGGCUGGGAUCAAAUCUCUGGUCCCCAGCUCCUGCCACCUGCCCCAUCUGUGGGGCCUUGAGCAAGUUACCCCCUGUGCUGCACCUCGAUUUCCUUUUGGGGUAGAUGGAGACAGUGAGGCCCACCUCACAGGGAUGUUGCUGUGAGGAGGGGUUAGUUAGAGAACAAUAUACAAAUGCCUUCAAUGUGUCGGGCGCACAGUCAGGGCUUAAUAAAAGUCAACUCGUUCACUAAUUCAAGAUGCCAUUUGGU